Marmota monax (woodchuck) is the source of this 3058-nucleotide messenger RNA. RefSeq names its product MAF bZIP transcription factor (gene Maf). The transcript is spliced from 3 exons. Bases 247 to 1392 code for a protein of 381 amino acids. NCBI's taxonomy places the organism in Eukaryota, Metazoa, Chordata, Mammalia, Rodentia, Sciuridae. Gene Ontology annotation, molecular function: DNA-binding transcription factor activity, RNA polymerase II-specific; RNA polymerase II cis-regulatory region sequence-specific DNA binding. Gene Ontology annotation, cellular component: nucleus. The record is from RefSeq and is a predicted model, not a curated record. Gene Ontology annotation, biological process: regulation of transcription by RNA polymerase II; lens fiber cell differentiation.
GGAGGGGCCGGGGCGAGCGAGCCAGCACAUUGGCGUGAGCAGGGGGAGGGAGGGCGGGCGCGGGGGGCGCGGGCAGGGCGGGGGGUGUGUGCGCGCUCGGAGGUUUCGGGCCAGCCACCGCCGCUCGAGCUAGAAGCGCCCCAGCCCGGCAAGCUGGCUCACCCGCUGGCCACCCAGCACAGCCCGCUGGCCCCUCUCCUGCAGCCCAUCUGGCGGAGCGGCGGCGGCGGCGGCGGCGGCAGGAGAAUGGCAUCAGAACUGGCAAUGAGCAACUCCGACCUGCCCACCAGUCCCCUGGCCAUGGAAUAUGUUAAUGACUUCGAUCUGAUGAAGUUUGAAGUGAAAAAGGAACCGGUGGAGACCGACCGCAUCAUCAGCCAGUGCGGCCGUCUCAUCGCCGGGGGCUCGCUGUCCUCCACCCCCAUGAGCACGCCGUGCAGCUCAGUGCCCCCUUCCCCCAGCUUCUCGGCGCCCAGCCCGGGCUCGGGCAGUGAGCAGAAGGCGCACCUGGAAGACUACUACUGGAUGACCGGCUAUCCGCAGCAGCUGAACCCCGAGGCGCUGGGCUUCAGCCCCGAGGACGCGGUCGAGGCGCUCAUCAGCAACAGCCACCAGCUCCAGGGCGGCUUCGAUGGCUACGCGCGCGGGGCGCAGCAGCUGGCCGCGGCGGCCGGGGCCGGAGCCGGUGCCUCCCUGGGCGGCAGCGGCGAGGAGAUGGGCCCCGCCGCCGCCGUGGUGUCCGCCGUGAUCGCUGCGGCCGCUGCGCAGAGCGGCGCCGGCCCGCACUACCACCACCACCACCACCACGCCGCCGGCCACCACCACCACCCGACGGCCGGCGCGCCCGGCGCCGCGGGCAGCGCAUCCGCCUCGGCUGGCGGCACGGGCGGCGCGGGCGGCGGUGGCCCGGCCAGCGCCGGGGGUGGCGGCGGCGGCGGCGGUGGCGGCGGGGGCGCGGCGGGGGCGGGGGGCGCCCUGCACCCGCACCACGCUGCCGGCGGCCUGCACUUCGACGACCGCUUCUCAGACGAGCAGCUGGUGACCAUGUCCGUGCGCGAGCUGAACCGGCAGCUGCGCGGGGUCAGCAAGGAGGAGGUGAUCCGGCUGAAGCAGAAGAGGCGGACCCUGAAAAACCGCGGCUAUGCCCAGUCCUGCCGCUUCAAGAGGGUGCAGCAGAGACACGUCCUGGAGUCCGAGAAGAACCAGCUGCUGCAGCAAGUCGACCACCUCAAGCAGGAGAUCUCCAGGCUGGUGCGCGAGAGGGACGCGUACAAGGAGAAAUACGAGAAGUUGGUGAGCAGCGGCUUCCGAGAAAACGGCUCCAGCAGCGACAACCCGUCCUCUCCCGAGUUUUUCAUGUACCCAAGGGAGUCCUCUACAUCAGUGAUGUGAAAAGUCCAGUUGCCUGAAGUCAAAGAGAUGCUGCAAGAUGACCCACAUUGGCACCAGGCUUCGGAGAGACAACAGGGAACAACAAGGGAUCACUUUCAGAGGAGUGCCAAUCUGAAAGAGAGGUGUCCACACUGGGGACAUGGCCAGUGUAAUCAAAGCUGCACUUCCCUGGCCAUGCCAAGGGCCAGGCAGAGAAUCAACUAAGUUGAGUCCUUGCUGAAGCCACCCAAGUUCCUCCCUUGAAGUUGACAUUAAUGACCUGCAGUUGUUGAGUGUCUUAGAGCUCCAACAUGCUUUAAAAAAAAAAUCUUGAACUUUCUUAAAAAUGCAGAAGGCUACCUUGCAGAGUGGGGCAGCCUCAGCCUGAGGUGGGACUGACGACGCUCACUGUUCUGGCCUUGACUGAGUUUACCCAGCCAGAAGGGGGAGAGUCUCUGCAACACCGACCACACAGGAGCAGAUGCCCCCUGGAGAGGUGUGCACCAGGCCUGACCCACCGUGACUGGCCAGUAGACGACAGACUUCUUCAGCUGUCCUGGCUACUCAGCGUCAACCUGUGAAACAGCUGGCAGCAGCCACCAUCGCCCCAGCUGGGUGUGCUUUGCAUGUAUUAGUGUUUUUAUUCUUUGAAACUUCCUUCCAAAGUGAGUGAUACUGUUCUUGUUUUGCAGAUGAUAAAACUAGGCCAAGACGGUGUGAAGGCAGAGGGGUGUAAUUAUUUCUUUUCUAAAUAAUGACACAUGCUCGUGGACAUCCCACCCUCCUGGAGUGCAUACUAGUAACUGGUUUCUGAACAUUCUUAUCCCAAGAGGCUUCAGGGGUGUAGACACGAAAGUGUGAGAUUCGGAGCCCUCAGACUCUCGGAUCUAGACCUGCCUGUUCUGUCUUGCCCCAGCCCACCUUUGAGGAGCUGCCCUCCAGGGGAGUACCCAGCACCCCAGGGCCUGAUGGGGGGGCUGGGGUAUCUGACGGGCAUUGCUUCCUGAGGGGGAUGUAGGGAAGUCCCAAGACAGAAAGGGACUUUGCACCAUGGAGCCGUUAAAAUGAAACAACCUUUUCCAGAACGAUAUAGGACUCUCCAUUGACAAGGCCAUCCAGGUAGCCGAGGACCAAUUAAUGGUCGCAGGAGACAUCAUGCUGGAAUCCUGUCCUGCAGAAUUGUCUGAUGAUGCAUCUGUAAACCCAGAGAUUCAAGAUCAACCACCAACGUGUUCCCUCACACACACACACACACACACACACGGGUGGUUUUACCUUGCUAUGUCUUAAGUUCCUUUUCUCUCUGAGUCUGAGAUAUGAGUAAUUCAUUACACAAUUGGAUUUUACGGUUUGUUUAUGUUGAUUCCGAUUACAGAAUAAAUGACUACCUGGAGUAUAUAGAAAAAAAAAACUAAUGAAAAAACAAGCAUCAAUCAAGAACAUUUAUGAAUAAAGACUUUAAACAUCCAUACUUAGAAAUAUAUAUGAUAUUUAGAAAUAGAUCUGAAAAGACUUAUGUAAUGUGUUUUAAUCAAAUCUUGAAGAGAAAUUGACCAAUAAAUCAAAUCUUGAAAAGAAAUUGACCAAUAAAUCAAAUUUGGAAAGAAAGUGACAGAUAAAUCAAGUCUAAAAAAGAAAACAACCACUACAUCAAACCGUGAUAUGUUUAUUAAAGCAACUGAUCUCA